Phytophthora nicotianae INRA-310 is the source of this 3232-nucleotide messenger RNA. RefSeq lists its product as hypothetical. The coding region runs from base 1 to 3096 and encodes 1031 amino acids. The transcript has 3 exons. The record is from RefSeq and is a predicted model, not a curated record. Gene Ontology annotation, molecular function: 3',5'-cyclic-nucleotide phosphodiesterase activity. Gene Ontology annotation, biological process: signal transduction. Lineage: Eukaryota; Oomycota; Peronosporomycetes; Peronosporales; Peronosporaceae.
AUGGCCUGGCAAUCCAGUGAUAUUGCCUCGAGAAAGCUCAAGAAAGCGCAACGCAACAGGAGCUUCCCGCUUCCGGGUGUCGUGGGGAGACUUGCUUCACCCCCUCAUUUCGGAGCACUGGGUUCGUCGCGUAAUCUCCGGAGGUUGCUCUCCUUCUCCAGCUCCUUGCCCACACUAUCCGAAGCCUCUUCAGCAUCGCAGACGCCAUCGAGAUUACAGCAGUUUCUAAGGUCUGGGGAAGUCGACCGCGACCUGGUGCAGAAGUUCUCGCAUCGCUCGGAUAGUGGUCGAAGCGAGGACAACAAAAAGAGACCAGGAGACCAGAGUCCGCUGCCUCUCCGUGGUCGGAAAAAACCAAGCACACCUGCAGGGCAGGUGCUGCGCAUCGCAUCCGUCACGACGCGUGGAUCAAAGGAGGACGAGCGCUCGGCGCCCAGUGCCGUGGCGCCAGGCGCGCAGAAUACUUCAUUAUUUCUUGGGAACCCUGCUGAUCAGUCCAAGUCUAAAGAUGCUGCCGCUGGCGGUGUAAUGCCUAUAAGAACGACAAUAUUCAGUGGAAAUGGCGCAACCUAUAAUAAUGCAGGUCAGCACGGCUCGGAGGCGAUCCACACAGUAUUAAACGAUCGCGCGAACCAACGGGUCUCACGUAUAUACCCGCUAACGGAUUCCGUCUGUGUGGCCCAGAACAAGAAAACGCCCGUGGAAGUGAAAUUCCACCCAAUCACCAGCUCGUUUGUGAAUGAACCGCGGCUCGAGAAACUGUACCAAGUUACGUUUGCACGCGAGAACUCGGCUCGGUCAUCACGUAUGGCACUGAUCUUCUUUUUCAUGUACCUAGCGUUCACGGGGUCAAAUUUGUCCAACCUGCUUUCAAAAGACUCAAGUGUGCGCUCACAAAGUUUCCGGUAUUUCUUGCUGGUGUUUAUCCCGAUCCUUCCGAUCCCGUUGCUUGUCUACAUCAGUCGGAGACGAGCGCACGAAAUCCAAUUCCAACGGAUCUACACGCUUGUGUUGCUGUGCUGGAGCUUCUCGAUCAUUGCCGGUGGGAUGUUCUCUAUGCUCACAGAAUGGUACAACUACGUGGCCAAGGACGUGGAUAUUAUCCUAGAUGAACUCGGAAUCGCUAACAACGAUGACUCACGCAUAUUUUACGUGAACAGCACGGUGCGUAGUGAUUGGCACUUCAAGGGAAUCUCCGGUACUCGAGCGGAGGUGCUGCAGUCGUAUACCAAGGAGAUUCUACUACCUUCGGCUACUAUGAACAUUAAUUUGCUUCGCCUGAUUAUGAUUUUUGUAUUCGUGCCGCUGUUGCGUAUCGACACGCUCCACUUCGCAUUGGUUGGUGUUAUUACCAGCGCUAGCUACAUGGCUCUUACGUUGCUCUUCUACCCCGUUACGGACUCGACGCCAUUCAUUCUUAACCGCGUGUUGGUUAUCUGCUUCCCGAUGGUAUUUACUCUUGCUAUGCUGGUUCGUAACCGAGACGUGGAUCGCGUGGUACGUCAAGACUUUUUACACGUUUGGGCUGUAGAAUUGGAAGCUGAGAAAGCCACUCGCGAGAAGAAUUUGAUGGCCGAAGAGAACCGCACACUGAAACAGGAGUUAGCACAGCGUGAUAGUGAGUUCAACUUGGAUCUGACAUCUCCGCUUCAUGCUUUACUCUCAGAGUUAAAGUCGUUUCUGGAUACUGUGGACUUGAGUGACGAGGACAUGCAGCGUGGUAUGGCUAUCGUUCGCAAUCUAGCACGUCUAGAUCAGAAUCUGUUCGUUCCAGAUAUCAGCGCACAGAUCAAAUCUGAAAAGGAAGUGGAUAAUGACACCAAGAACUGGGCCUUGUCAGUGCUGGCCCGUAAGGACUACGCCGACACUACUCGUUCUGGAGUAUCGAUGUCUCACAGCUCGCAUUCCAACUCAAACAGCAACCGAAGAAGCUAUAGGGAUGGCUUAGGCAUCGGAGCUGGGGGGAUUGCCGGUUCCAUGGUUAUCGCUCCACUACCAGAUAUGCCUACGUGGGAGGAACAAACGUUAGUUCGAGUAAAACAACGUAUUCAGCAAGACGGUUGGGAUUUAGACACUCUCCAAAUUGCUGAUCAAACCGGUAACCGGCCACUUAUGUACGUCACCGCAGCAUUGUUUGAGUUACAUGAAUUACACGAAGAAUUCCGUGUCGACCGUGUGGUACUACGUAACUUUCUGUACGUGCUGGACGAUGGAUACCUCGCCAAUCCGUACCAUAAUAGCAGCCACGCAGCCGACGUCGUGAACUCUGUGAACUUCCUCAUCACAACGCUAGCGGACGGACAGAUCCGAGAUACUUUGACAAAUCUCGAAUUCUACGCGGCACUGGUGGCUGCUGCUAUCCACGAUUUCCGCCAUCCGGGAAAAUCUAACAAUUAUCUUAUCAAGGCAAAGCACGACUUGGCUCUGCAAUACAACGACCGCAGUAUCCUGGAGAGCAUGCACCUCGCAGAAACUUUCUUCAUUAUGCGCAAUCCACUCUGCGAUAUCUUCGGUCGUAUGAAAGAUAAACCGUACCGAGAAAUCCGGAAAGCUAUCAUCGAGAUGGUGCUCAGCACAGAUUUAUCGAUGCACUUGCAAUUGGUAGGAAAUCUCAAGGCACUGCUGCUUCAAGAGGCUACUGCCCUGGCAGCUGGGGUUGGUACAGGUUUGGGAGGUGUUGUACCUGCCCCGAAACCCGUCACAGACCCUAUGAUGAUCAUGAAGGUUGUGAUCAAGUGUGCGGACAUCGGCCACGCUGCUAAGAAGCGCAAGCUGCAUGUUAUCUGGUCAGCGCUUAUCAUCGAGGAAUUUUUCCUGCAGGGUGACAACGAACGCGCCAAUAAUUCGGACAUUUCACCUUUCAUGGAUCGACAUUCGGAGAACAGCGCAAAGAAUCAAGUUGGUUUCUUCGAGUUCAUUGUACUUCCUUUCUACGACACAGUCGCACAAGUUAUAUUCGCGCCGGAAUUCGGUGCUAUUCACAACAUAGCAAAGCAGAACUAUACUUUAUGGAAAGAGGCCGACCGCAGACAGCUCUCGUCCAUCGUGGCCAUCAAGAGCGAGGUCUUCCUGAAUGACAAAGUCCAGGUGCCAUAGACGGCUGCGUUUUGGCGGAAAGGGACACCCCAGUUCGACCUCUUUGUUGUAGGCAUUAGUUUAGCAUCGCCCAACCCGCUCUACGCAAUCCACUUCCUUUCUAUCAAAGUUGUCAGUAGAUACACAUCCUUUUAGC